CAUACUUUCAAGCUACCUUAUACGCCAUCCAACUGUAAUAGUUUCGACGAUUGAUGCAAACAAGUUCUUUUUGGAGCAAGAAGGCUCCAAGUUUUGCAAGGCGUCCAAGCUGAAGUCUAUGAGAAACACAUUGGGGCCGCACCAAGUGAACCAGGCAAACGAUGACUUGCAUCGGAGAUUUUACAAGCUAAUUCUCGCACACAUGGUACCGGAAGUUGUCAAACAGAAGGUUCAGAAGUUUGAUGAGAGUGCGCGCAGAUGGCCUGUCCGAAGGUGUGCGCACUGUGAUGAAAAGUUCACAUUUCUUGAGAUCGCGAGCUUGGUUUGCGACGAGGGAGUUGGAUCCACAAAACUUAACAACACAGACAAUUUUGAAUGACAUCAGGGCAUUGACGAAAGGCAUCGUCAGUCUUCCAGUAAACGUACCAUUCUGUGUUUACAGGUAUGCAAUUAAGGUUUUUUAUUCCGAGCACUUUGUUUCAGGCUAUCUUACUUUAAAACGAUUAUUUGUCAAAGACAAAGAGAUUCAGAAACUCCGCAUGCUGAUUUGCUGCAAACUCUUCUGGACUCCAGAGAGGAUGGAGGGCCUCUGUCAACCGACGAGGUUGUUGAUAAUUGUAUUGCGUGCCUGUCAUGAAGUUUCUGCAUGAGAAUCCAAGUGUAUUUGAAGAUCUCAAGGAUGAGCACAUACGGAUAACGAAGAGAAAGUGACGGAGAUAAAAAUCUGACUUGGGAGGAUUGUCAUGACAUGCAUUUGACGUGGAUGGUUAUCCAGGAAUUAUCAAAUGUCCCUCCCGCCGUGAUCCGGGAGAUCGCAGAAGACGUUGUCUAUCAGGGCUACAGAUUUCCCAAGGGCUGGAAUAUGAUUCUAUUCAGCGCAACACAUCUAAACGAGAAGCACUUUCCAGAUCCUCAUAAGUUCGAUCCCAAGGUAUGUCUCAGGUUGCUCCCAAGCGCGGAAGCUAUACUCCAUUUGGAGCUGGGAGCCGGAGUUGUGCUGGGCGAGAGCUCUCGAAACUAGAGAUGCUCGUUUUCAUUCACAGGCUGGUCACAACUUACAAGUAAGCUUCCGUGUGUUUCUUCGUGUUCUUUAGAAAAUCUUUCUAUCACUUAAAUUUGAUAGAUGGGAGCCAAACGAGACAAGCAAAGAUGUGAGCUACCAUCGCAUCCAGUGCGUCUCUACAAGCUUUAGAAAUUCUAGAGUAUGGAUCGGACGGUCCUUAAUGUUUCGAAAUUGGACGGUGGAGAUUGUCCUCGUUACUGUGAAUCUAGCAAACGGCUGGGAUUUUCUCUCGUCAAAGAUUUAGGGCUUUUUGCUAGGAGCGCGAUGGACAGGGAGUGGGGGAGCAAGCCCGGGAGCGGUGGCGCGGCGUCGGCUCAGAAUGAGGCGAUCGAUAGGCGCGAGCGUCUCCGGCGCCUCGCCAUCGAGACGAUCGACCUGGGCAAGGACCCCUACUUCAUGCGCAAUCACUUGGGAAGCUACGAGUGUAAGCUUUGCUUGACGCUGCACAACAAUGAGGGGAACUACUUGGCACACACGCAAGGCAAGCGACACCAGACGAAUUUGGCCAAGCGCGCGGCUCGGGAUGCUAAAGAUCAGCCUAUUCAGCCAAUCGAGGACAAUGCCAAGCCACGGUACCGCUUGAUGUCCUCGUUUGAGCAGAAGCUGGAACCGAACGAAAAGGAGUGGCAGUAUCUCCUCUUCGCGGCCGAGCCUUACGAGAUUAUCGCCUUCAAGAUUCCGAGCACGGAGAUUGAUAAGUCGGCCAAUGACAAGUUUUUCUUUCAUUGGGAUCAAGACUCCAAGCAGUUCACGCUUCAGUUGUAUUUCAAGCCAAAGCCUCAGGUAGGACCAGCGCCACGGCCAGCAACAGGCUUCCCGCCGAGCGUACCGCCAGGACUACCACGGCCUCCUCCUCGGUGACUCCAAACAAGCAGUGCUCACACACGGGUAUGUUGCAAAAUGGUCCGGAAUAGUUUCUAGUCAAGAGAUUAGCCAGUCUUGUAACAAAACUAACUUGUAAGACUUCCAAGGAUUUGUUUCCAGAUGUUUCACCCAGUGAAUGACAAGCGGCGAGUGAUUUACUUA
Selaginella moellendorffii is the source of this 2089-nucleotide messenger RNA. RefSeq names its product splicing factor 3A subunit 2. The record is from RefSeq and is a predicted model, not a curated record. NCBI's taxonomy places the organism in Eukaryota, Viridiplantae, Streptophyta, Lycopodiopsida, Selaginellales, Selaginellaceae. The coding region runs from base 1205 to 1924 and encodes 239 amino acids. Gene Ontology annotation, molecular function: nucleic acid binding; zinc ion binding. Gene Ontology annotation, biological process: spliceosomal complex assembly. Gene Ontology annotation, cellular component: nucleus; U2-type prespliceosome; U2 snRNP. The transcript has 9 exons.